GGCUUUGGAUUGGAUUUGUUAUUCCAUGCGUACCAUGGUUCACCUUUUUUUUUAUUUUCUCUUGUCUUUCUUGGUUGUGGAUGCCAUCACCAUCACCAUCACCAUGGCCAUGGCCCUCCCAUUCCCACAGUGACAUCCAUGGCCUCCCACUCCAUUCUUCACGGUGAGUGAGUGAGUGAGUGAGUGAGUGGGCGGUGUGGUUUGGAGCUGGUGACACUGAACCUCACUCUGCUCACGUCGGUACUUUCCAAUGGCAGCUUCGGUAGGAGGAGCAGAGCAGUCAACCCCUCUCUCCUCUUCAGAAAUCAAGAUGGGGGUCAUGUCUCCGACGAAGCUGAGGAUGAAGCUGCUAGGAAUGGGAUCCCAUGGCAGCAAGGACGAGGUGGCGAGCAAGUCGCCGUUGAGGCUCGACGCCGGCGCCAGCGGGGCCGAAGACGGUGAUGACCACCCCAAGAGCAGCCUCCUACCGCAGGAGCUCGACGAAGGCUCGUCGGAGUGCCCUCCCAAGGACCGCUCCGACUCGUCCAGGUCGCGCUCCGACUCGAGCCGCGGCAGGGCUGCUGCUAGCAACGGCAAUGGCAAUGGCGGCAGCUUCGAGUUCCAGAUGGAGGAGAGGGCCGGGCUGGGGCCCUUCCUCUUCAGGCAGGUGCCGUCCAAGUGGAACGACGCCGAGAAGUGGAUCGCAGGGCGCCACGUCGUGCACUCCAACCCCAUCUUCUCCAAGAAGGCCGCCGCCGUCGCUGCCGUGCACGGCCACGGCGGCGGCGUGCGCGUCGCGCCGGAGUCGCCGUCGGACGCGAAGAGGACGAGCGCCCUAACCGAGCUCUCGCAUUCGCAGUCUGCGCCGUCGCCCUCGUCGUCGCUGUCGUCGGUGACCGGGCCGGUGGGCAGGCUGCCUCGUCGCACUAAGCUCUGCGGUGCAUCGCAGGGCGCUGCGGCGCAGUCGUCGUCGUCAUCGGUGUCGAUGAGGGACAUCGGCACGGAGAUGACGCCGGCCGCCAGCCAGGAGCAGUCGAGGAGCGGCACCCCUGCCGGCGCCGCCACGCCGUCCCUCAGCCCGCUCUGCUCGGUGCCGGCGUCGCCGUCCGCGUCCGAGAGGGAGCUGCAGGUCAGGACGCGCCGGGAGAUCGCCGCGCUCGGGCUGCAGCUGGGCAAGAUGAGCAUCGCGUCGUGGGCCAGCAAGGACGACCGCAUCCUGAGAUCACCGGAGAACAGCGCCGGCGCCCGCGAUGGAGACGAUGAUGCCAAGAAGGAGGAGUUCGAGGCUCGAGCUGCGGCGUGGGCAGAAUCUCAGAAAUGCAAACUCGCAUCGAGAUAUCAGAGGAAGGAGGCGAAGAUACAAGAAUGGGAGAACUGCCAGAAAUCCAAAUUUGAAGCCAAGAUGAGGAAUGCAGAGGUUCAGGCCGAUCAAAAGAAGGCGCGGGCGAAGAACAGCCUGACAAAGAGGCUGUCCAGCUUAGGCCACAAGGUGGAGGGCAAGCAGGCGAGGGUGGAGGCGAGGCGGAACCGGCGGGCGGUCCGGCUGGCGCGGCAGGUGGAGCGGAUCCGGAAGACUGGCCGCGUGCCGUCCCGGUUCCGGUGUUGCAGCUGGUUCCUCUGAUGAACAAACAAUUUCAGUCAGUACCUCCGAGAAAUGCAGCCUGACUGAAGAAGCCUGAAGAUGCCAAUGCAAGCCUCCUCCUGAGGAAAUGUGUUGAGAUCAUCAUCUGAUCAAUGCAGUGGAAUUUGUAUAUGAAACCAUCACAGGUUUAUUUGAACCAAUGUGGUGUAGGCGUUGCUUGCUCUGCUCUGUAGUCUGCAGAAUCUGAAUGGCUGUGACCUGAGUUAGUAGGCGCAUCAUGUUGAAAUCAUCUCAUUUUUAACUUGGUA
This is a messenger RNA of Lolium perenne, 1869 nucleotides long. RefSeq lists its product as uncharacterized. The record is from RefSeq and is a predicted model, not a curated record. NCBI's taxonomy places the organism in Eukaryota, Viridiplantae, Streptophyta, Magnoliopsida, Poales, Poaceae.